AUGGCGAUAGCGCUCGCCCAGGUGAUCGAUUUGAUUCAGUGGGACGCGUUUGCAGCACCUGAUUUGGCGAAGGCCGCAUCUUUACCUGCUGAGGUUAAGGAUGAUUCUGUGGCGAACAAAGGGAAAGAAAGUGAGGGUUCAGCUGAGCAGAAGAAAACUAUCACUCCAACUCUGCCGAUUCCGUCAAAGCAAAACUCAUGCAGCUCGAGAGAGAGCUCGCUGGUUUCGCCAACAGCGGUGGACAAAGUUGAUACGCCCGAGUUGAAUCCUCCAGAAGUAUCAGAGGUACCUAUGGCGGUGACCUCUCUUUCGUCUACUACGUCGGGGAGGAUGAAGAUCUCCUUGAGAUGGGAGGAUGUGAAGGAUUUGUACGGCUCUGACAAACAGGAGGCGAAGAAAGCCAUUGAGAAACAGUUCGUUGAG
Perkinsus marinus ATCC 50983 is the source of this 423-nucleotide messenger RNA. RefSeq lists its product as hypothetical. The record is from RefSeq and is a predicted model, not a curated record. Lineage: Eukaryota; Perkinsozoa; Perkinsida; Perkinsidae. The annotation marks the transcript as partial. The transcript is spliced from 3 exons.